AAAUAAUAAAAGGAUAUUAAAUCUUGCAGAAAACAAUAAGUAAACAUUUUGAUAGUUUUUUUUUACUUAAUAAAAACAAAAGAUUUUUCCUUCAGAUUAUUUCCAGAUGAAUAUCAUGUUUCUAAGUAUGAUUGUGUUCAGUUUCUUGUUAUAUUGCACAAAAGCACAAUCUGAACAUUAUAAUAAAGCUUGUAAUGCAUAUGUACAAAAUGUUAUGAGCUUUUGUCUUAACACCAUCUUAAAUACACAAGGAGCAAAGUUUCCAGUGGAAUCAUUGAUGAAAUACUGUCGUCAAUUUCCAGAAUGUGAAAAGGAAUUUAAUCAAUGUAUGCUAAUGUAUUUAACACGAGGUCCAGGUGAAAAAUGUGUGUUUGCUCAAACUAUGGCUAAAACAAUAAGCAGAAAGUUAAAAUUGUAAUUUUAAAUUAAAUUCAUAUCAAUAGAGAAUUGUAUCUUUAGAAAUAAUACACAGUUCUUUGUACUCAAC
Molecule: messenger RNA, 487 nt
Organism: Trichobilharzia szidati
Lineage: Eukaryota; Metazoa; Platyhelminthes; Trematoda; Strigeidida; Schistosomatidae
Source: the annotation of a GenBank genome assembly